AUGCCGCCUGGCGCGCCAGCAGUAUCGAAAUGUCCGCUCCGGACCAUCAAGGAGAUCCAGUUCGGGCUGCUCUCCCCCGAGGAGAUCAAGGCUAUGAGCGUGGUGCACAUCAUCUACCCUGAGACCAUGGACGAGGACAACAAGAAGCCCCGUGAACAGGGUCUCAACGAUCCCAAGCUCGGCACUAUCGACCGCAUGUACUCGUGCGCGACGUGCAAGGAAGACAUCCAGGUCUGUCCUGGGCAUUUUGGCCACAUCGAGUUGGCCACUCCCGUCUUCCAUGUCGGUUUUGUCGUCAAGAUCAAGAAGAUUCUUGAGACAGUGUGCCACAGCUGUGGCUUGAUUCUCGCUGAUACCAACCAUCCAGACUGGGAUCAAGCUAUGAAGACCAAGGAUGCAAAACGGCGAUUUGACAAGAUUUGGCGCAUGUCCCGGACACGGCGAGUCUGUGAGCAGGACACCACGGACGAGGACCCUAAGAAGGCCCGCCGUCCUCAUGGCGGUUGUGGCAACCCGCAACCUGACACCAUCCGCAAGGAGGGUCUCAAGCUCACUGGCACUUGGAAACAGAAGAAGAAGGAAGAGGAUGACGGCCAGGGUGACCGCAAGGAGGUCAUUACCCCGCAGACGUCACUCAACAUCUUCAAGCUGCUGUCCGACGAGACGCUCCAGAUGCUCGGUCUGAACAAGGACUACGCUCGUCCGGAGUGGAUGGUUCUGACCGUCCUGCCUGUUCCCCCACCACCAGUUCGUCCCAGUAUUUCCGUCGACGGCACAGGACAGGGUAUGCGCGGUGAGGACGAUUUGACGUACAAGCUGGGCGAUAUCAUCCGCGCCAACAGCCGUGUCUUGCAGUGUAUUCAGGACGGAUCACCGCAGCACGUUCUUACUGAGUUUGAUACUCUGCUUCAGUACCAUGUGGCAACAUACAUGGACAACGACGCAAACGGUGUACCACAGGCCAUGCAGAAGUCCGGCCGCCCACUCAAGACGAUUCGUGGUCGUCUAAAGGGCAAGGAGGGCCGUCUCCGAGGCAACUUGAUGGGUAAGCGUGUCGACUUCUCCGCACGUACUGUCAUCACAGGUGACCCCAACCUGUCUUUGGACCAGGUCGGUGUACCACGUUCGAUUGCUCGCACUCUCACCUACCCCGAGGUCGUCACCAAGUUCAACAUCAGCAAACUGACUGGACUGGUACGCAACGGUCCCAACCAGCACCCCGGUGCCAACUACGUGAUCAAGGCCGAUGGAGUACGUCUUGAUCUCAAGCACAACAAGAACCUCGACGAUCUGCGACUGCAGUACGGGUGGAAAGUCGAGCGCCACAUCAACGACGACGACGUCAUCAUCUUCAACCGUCAGCCCUCGCUGCACAAGGAGUCUAUGAUGGGUCACCGCGUCAAGGUCAUGCCAUACUCGACUUUCCGUCUCAACCUGUCUGUCACAUCUCCUUACAACGCCGAUUUCGAUGGUGACGAGAUGAAUCUUCACGUCCCCCAGAGCGAUGAGACUCGAGCUGAGGUUCAGAACCUCUGCAUGGUUCCCAAGCAGAUUGUGUCGCCUCAGAAGAACUCGCCCCUGAUGGGCAUCGUCCAGGACACACUGUUGGGUGCUUACAAGAUGACCCGUCGUGACGAGUUCUUGCCUAUCGAACAAGUCAUGAACAUCAUGAUGUGGGUUCCAGAAUGGGACGGUAUUGUUCCGGAGCCUGCGAUCCUGAAGCCUCGCUCUCUCUGGACCGGAAAGCAGAUUAUGAGCAUGGCUAUGGCGAAGGAGGUUAACAUUGUCAAGCUUGACGACGAUUCCAAGCCUGGGCCAUGGAACGACAUCGCCGACAAGAGUCUGAUGAUCAUGGGUGGCCAGCUUAUAUUCGGACAAAUCACGAAGAAGGUUGUUGGUGCUACAGCCGGUGGUGUCAUUCACAUCAUCUUCAACGAACUCAGUCCCCUCGACGCCGUGGGCUUUUUCAACGCUUGUCAGCGCAUUGUUUGCUACUGGCUGUUGCACCACGGUUUCAGUAUGGGUGUGGGUGAUGCCAUUCCUGACCCGGCUACUUCUGAGAAGAUUGCCGAGCACGUUGCAAAGGCUAAGAAGGACGUCGAAGACAUCAUUCUCACAGCUACUCAGGACAGGCUUGAGCCUCUGCCGGGUAUGACGAUUCGCGGUACUUUCGAGUCGAAGGUCCAGAAGUUCCUCAACGAAGGUCGUGAGGGUGGUGGUACCGCCGCUCAGAGCAGUUUGAAGCAUUUCAACAACGUCGUCAACACAGUCAUCUCUGGUUCCAAGGGUUCCACUGUCAAUAUCUCACAGAUGGUGUCUCUCGUCGGACAACAGGCUGUCGAAGGUCAGCGUAUUCCUUUCGGAUUCAAGUACCGAACUCUGCCGCAUUUCACCAAGGAUGACUACUCGCCAGAGUCUCGAGGGUUCGUCGAGAACUCGUACCUACGCGGCUUGACUCCUUCAGAGUUCUUCUUCCACGCCAUGGCUGGUCGCGAAGGUCUUAUUGAUACCGCUGUCAAGACCGCUGAGACUGGUUACAUCCAGCGUCGUCUCGUUAAGGCGCUUGAGGAUGUCAUGGUCAAGUACGAUGGUACUGUUCGCAACUCAAUGGGCGACAUUGUCGAGUUCGUGUAUGGUGAGGAUGGUCUUGAUGGUGCUCACAUCGAGAAGCAGAAGCUCGAUAUCAUCACUUCAUCAGAAGCGAAGUUCGAGAAGACCUUCAAGCUUGACGUCGUCAACACAGCGAAGCCUCCUAUUCCAGCCAGCCAAUUGGAAGUGGCGUCAGCAAUCCAGGGUGACGUCGAGGUGCAGCAGUACCUCGAUGAAGAGUUCGAGCAGAUCAAGAUCGAUCGCGAGUACCUUCGUGAUUUCAUUGAAGACGACGACAGCCAGCAAUUCCAGCUGCCCCUUAAUAUUCAACGUAUGAUUGAGUCUGCACAAGCACGCUUCGGUAUCAAGCCGCAACAAGAUCGAAGCAACCUUGAACCUAUCCAGACCAUCACCAAGGUUCGCGAGCUUCUGGACCGCCUUGUCGUCAUUCGUGGCGAUGAUGAGAUUUCGAGAGAAGCACAGGAGAGCGCGACCUAUCUGUUCAAGUCUCAUCUACGAUCGCGUCUUGCGUUCAAGCGUCUCGUCAUCGAGUAUCGCCUGAACAAGAAGGCGCUGGACUACAUUCUUGGUGAGCUCGAGGAGCGCUUCCUCAAGGCUGCAGUUGCUCCCGGUGAGAUGGUCGGUGUCCUGGCAGCCCAGUCCAUUGGCGAACCUGCCACGCAGAUGACACUCAACACCUUCCAUUUCGCUGGUGUGUCUUCCAAGAACGUCACGCUUGGUGUGCCCCGUCUCAAGGAAAUUCUCAACAUCGCCGCGAAUAUCAAGACGCCAUCUAUGCUUGUUAGGCAACAGGACGCUAGCGGAGAUCAGCAGGCUGCUAAGCUUCUUCGCUCUCGUAUCGAGCUUACCACUCUGCGUUCGCUUACGCACGCUGUGGAACUGUACUAUGACCCAGAGAUCAAGUCGACUUUGAUCGAGCAAGAUGAGGACAUGGUUGACUCUUACUACAUCUUUGGCGAGGAUGAGGACAACAUUGCGUCGCAGUCCAAGUGGCUGCUUCGUAUCGUCCUGGACCGCAAGAAGUUGCUGGACAGGGAUAUCUCUAUUCAAGAAGUCGCCAACACCAUCAAGGAAGAGUUCAAGCCCAACCUGGCUGUCAUCUUCAGCGAUGAGAAUGCGGAUGAGCAGAUCAUUCGUGUACGAUUCAUCUGGGACGGCAACCUCCAGAAGGAUGAGGAAGACGAAGAUGAGCGUGACGAACGAUGGAUGCGAAAGCUCGAGAAGCAUCUUCUUGACGAUGUCACACUUCGUGGUGUCCGUGGUAUUGAGCGUGCUUUCAUUCGAGAGCUGAAGGUCGUUGCCGAGAACGACGAUCGCUCGUUGAUCCUCUCCAAGAACGACCCUCGUUGCAAUGAGUGGGUCCUCGAUACUACUGGUACAGCUUUGGCAGACGUUCUCGCCAUCGACGGCGUCAAUCCUACCAAGACGUACUGUAACUCUUUCAUCGAGAUCCUCGGUGUGCUCGGUAUUGAAGCAGCUCGUGCGGGUCUUCUCAAGGAACUUGGUAUGGUCUUGUCCUUCGACGGUUCUUAUGUCAACCAUCGACACAUGGCCCUUCUUGUCGACAUCAUGACGCAACGUGGUCUGCUCAUGGCCAUCACUCGUCACGGCAUAAACCGCAAUGACACUGGAGCUCUUAUGCGUUGUUCUUUCGAAGAGACAGUUGAAAUCUUGCUCGAGGCUGCCGGCUUUGGUGAGCUCGACGACUGCCGUGGUGUGUCCGAGAACGUUAUGCUCGGUCAGCUGGCGCCCAUGGGUACUGGAGAAUUCGACGUUGUCAUGGAUAAUGCUAUGCUUCUGACCAUGGUGGAAGACAACUCGAAGGUUAUGGGUGGUGCUGCAGCUGCUGGUAACUACCUCGACAGUGGUGCGGCUACACCGUACGAUCUCGGUUCCCCAACAUACGAAGGAGGUAUGGGCAUGGGCGGUUACGACGCUUCAUUCUCUCCACUUGCUGCUGCGGGUGGUGAUACUGGUGGUCUUACCGAGUACCAGCCCAACUUCGAAAACGGUGGCUUCAGCCCGUUCAACCCGGCAGGCAGAAGCCCAGGCUACGCUCCGAUGUCUCCAGGCUACCCUGGCGCCAGCCCAACGUCUCCAGGCUACUCACCAACCUCGCCCGGGUACUCGCCAACUUCGCCAGGCAUCAGCAGCCCGCGCUUCGGUGCCACUUCGCCUGGCUAUGCCGCUACCAGUCCCCAAUACUCGCCUACAUCGCCGAGCUACUCCCCAACGUCGCCGGCUUACGGAUCGCCCACUUCUCCGUCCUAUUCCCCAACUUCACCGAGCUACUCGCCGACCUCUCCAUCGUACUCGCCUACCUCACCAAGCUACAGCCCUACUUCGCCGGCACACCGUGGUGCAACUUCACCUCACUAUAGCCCGACGUCGCCUGCGUAUAGUCCGACGUCGCCUGCCUACAGUCCGACAAGUCCGCAGUUUGGUGUCAGCAACGACAGGCGUUCGCCAGCUUCACCAACUUCGCCAGCUUAUAGCCCAGCUAGUCCACAGUACUCUCCUACAAGUCCCACUGGUAAUGCAGCGUACUCGCCCACGUCGCCCAAAUUCUCUCCCACGUCACCGGGUGCGGCACCAUACUCGGCUUCUUCGCCAAAGUGGUCGCCUACCAGCCCGUCGUACUCGCCAUCAUCUCCAAAACAGUAA
Messenger RNA from Ascochyta rabiei, 5274 nucleotides. RefSeq names its product DNA-directed RNA polymerase II subunit RPB1. Gene Ontology annotation, molecular function: DNA binding. The record is from RefSeq and is a predicted model, not a curated record. The transcript is spliced from 4 exons. NCBI's taxonomy places the organism in Eukaryota, Fungi, Ascomycota, Dothideomycetes, Pleosporales, Didymellaceae. Gene Ontology annotation, biological process: transcription by RNA polymerase II. Gene Ontology annotation, cellular component: RNA polymerase II, core complex. The coding region runs from base 1 to 5274 and encodes 1757 amino acids.